AUGGGAGGGGACAAGCCGAUCAGUCUGGAUGAGAUCAAGAACGAGACCGUUGAUCUGGAACGGGUUCCAAUAGAGGAAGUGUUCGAACAGCUGAAAUGCACCCGGGAGGGUCUCUCGUCGGAGGAGGGAGCCAACCGGCUCCAAAUCUUCGGCCCCAACAAGCUAGAAGAGAAGAAGGAAAGCAAACUUCUCAAGUUCUUGGGAUUUAUGUGGAACCCCCUCUCUUGGGUCAUGGAGAUGGCUGCUAUCAUGGCUAUUGCCUUGGCCAACGGUGACGGGAGACCCCCGGACUGGGAAGACUUUGUGGGAAUCGUUGCUCUGCUAUUCAUCAACUCCACCAUCUCUUUCAUUGAAGAGAACAACGCCGGCAAUGCGGCGGCCGCCCUCAUGGCUAGCCUCGCUCCAAAAACAAAGGUGCUCAGAGAUGGGCGGUGGACUGAGGAGGAGGCUGCCAUUCUGGUUCCUGGAGACAUCAUCAGUAUCAAAUUGGGAGACAUCAUCCCGGCCGAUGCACGUCUGCUCGACGGAGAUCCUCUCAAGGUGGAUCAAUCCGCGCUGACCGGCGAGUCCUUACCUGUGACCAAGAAUCCGGGAGACGAGAUAUUCUCCGGUUCGACCUGCAAGCAAGGUGAGAUCGAGGCUGUCGUGAUCGCCACCGGAGUUCACACGUUCUUCGGAAAGGCGGCCCAUUUAGUGGACAGCACGAACCAAGUCGGACACUUCCAGAAGGUCUUGACGGCCAUCGGUAACUUCUGUAUCUGCUCCAUCGCGGUCGGGAUCGUCGUCGAGAUCAUAGUCAUGUUCCCCAUCCAGGACCGCAAGUACAGGGAUGGGAUCGACAACCUGUUGGUCCUUUUGAUCGGAGGAAUACCGAUCGCCAUGCCGACCGUGCUGUCCGUGACCAUGGCCAUCGGGUCUCACAGGCUCUCUCAGCAAGGUGCCAUCACCAAGAGGAUGACUGCUAUCGAGGAGAUGGCCGGCAUGGAUGUCCUCUGCAGCGACAAAACAGGGACGCUGACCCUGAACAAGCUCAGUGUCGACAAAAACCUGAUCGAGAUUUUUACGAAAGGUGUCGAUAGAGACCAUGUCGUCCUAUUGGCAGCCAGAGCAUCCAGGACUGAGAACCAGGAUGCUAUCGAUGCUGCCAUGGUUGGGAUGCUUGCUGACCCCAAAGAGGCAAGGGCUGGCAUUAGGGAAGUGCAUUUCCUCCCCUUCAACCCAGUCGACAAGAGAACUGCUCUAACUUACAUCGAUGCUGAUGGCAACUGGCAUCGUGUGAGUAAAGGUGCUCCCGAACAGAUUAUGAGCCUUUGCAACUGCAGAGAGGAUGUCAGGAAAAAGGUUCACAAUGUGAUCGACAAAUUUGCUGAACGCGGGCUUCGGUCGCUGGCUGUUGCAAGACAGGAGGUUCCUGAGAGAACCAAGGAGAGUGCCGGGGGACCAUGGCAAUUUGUUGGCCUGUUGCCUCUCUUUGACCCCCCAAGGCAUGAUAGCGCGGAAACCAUUCGCAGGGCUCUCAACCUUGGUGUGAAUGUGAAGAUGAUUACAGGGGAUCAGCUUGCGAUUGCUAAGGAGACCGGUCGAAGGCUUGGAAUGGGAACAAACAUGUACCCUUCCUCUUCGUUGCUCGGUCAACACAAAGAUGAUUCAAUUGCUGGACUUCCGGUAGAUGAAUUGAUCGAGAAAGCUGACGGGUUUGCUGGAGUUUUUCCUGAGCAUAAAUACGAAAUCGUGAAGAGGCUGCAGGAGAAGAAGCACAUAUGCGGAAUGACAGGGGAUGGUGUGAACGAUGCACCAGCAUUGAAGAAGGCUGAUAUAGGAAUUGCUGUUGCCGAUGCCACCGAUGCCGCGAGAAGUGCUUCCGAUAUUGUCCUCACUCAACCUGGGCUCAGUGUUAUCAUCAGCGCUGUCCUUACCAGCAGAGCCAUCUUCCAGAGAAUGAAGAACUACACUAUCUAUGCAGUUUCCAUCACCAUCCGAAUUGUGCUUGGGUUUUUGCUUAUUGCUCUGAUAUGGAAGUUCGACUUCUCGCCUUUCAUGGUUUUGAUCAUUGCGAUCCUUAAUGACGGUACAAUAAUGACAAUCUCGAAAGAUCGAGUGAAGCCAUCUCCGAUGCCGGAUAGCUGGAAGUUGAAAGAGAUUUUCGCUACUGGUGUUGUGCUGGGUACUUAUUUGGCAAUAAUGACUGUCGUCUUCUUCUGGGCUAUGAAAGAGACUGACUUCUUCUCGGAUAAUUUCAAGGUUAGAUCGUUGAGGCACAGCGAACACGAAAUGAUGGCUGCACUAUACCUGCAGGUCAGUAUUGUGAGUCAGGCCCUCAUAUUCGUCACCCGGUCUCGCAGUUGGUGCUUCGUCGAACGCCCCGGACUUCUUCUAGUCAGUGCUUUUUUGAUUGCUCAACUUGUUGCAACUCUCAUAGCUGUUUAUGCCAACUGGGGUUUUGCACGAAUUAAAGGUAUUGGGUGGGGCUGGGCUGGAGUGAUCUGGCUCUACAGUAUUGUUUUCUUUCUCCCACUUGACUGGUUCAAAUUUGCCACUCGCUACAUUCUAAGUGGAAAGGCUUGGGACAACCUCCUAGAGAGGAAGACUGCCUUCACCACCAAGAAGGAUUACGGAAGAGAGGAGAGGGAAGCUCAAUGGGCUACGGCACAGAGAACACUUCAUGGCCUCCAACCUCCAGAAACUAGCACUCUUUUCAAUGAAAAGAGCAGCUACCGUGAGCUUUCAGAAAUUGCCGAGCAGGCCAAACGGCGAGCGGAGAUUGCAAGGCUAAGAGAGCUGAACACUCUGAAGGGUCAUGUGGAAUCGGUGGUCAAGCUGAAGGGGCUCGACAUCAGCACUAUCCAGCAGAGUUACACAGUCUAGGAAAGAGACCUGGACGAAGUGAUGGACAUUAAAGGGAAGCAGAGGGCGCUUAAGAUUAGAAGAAAGAAGUAGAAAUUAUGUCUGUAUGCAAUGUAGAGAGUGCAAUGUAAUUCUCCGACCCUGUCUCAGCAACCUACUUAUAUUCAUUUUCCUCGUCUUCUCACCAUGAGCAGUGCGGAUGUAAGAUGAAAAUAACGCAAACAUAUCAUUCCUCUCUCCCAUUUGAUAGAGGUUCCAUCUCCUUUUUUCUUUUUUUUUUGUCUGUGGGGGGAGGGGCAGUGGUUUGGGUUAUACUCCAAAUCUUAGUUCUGUAAACUUGGUGAGGAAAUUUGUUGAAGCGGUAUUGCUACUUUGUGGAU
Molecule: messenger RNA, 3224 nt
Organism: Phoenix dactylifera (date palm)
Lineage: Eukaryota; Viridiplantae; Streptophyta; Magnoliopsida; Arecales; Arecaceae
Product: plasma membrane ATPase
Biological process (GO): proton export across plasma membrane
Cellular component (GO): membrane
Molecular function (GO): ATP hydrolysis activity; ATP binding; P-type proton-exporting transporter activity
Source: RefSeq, a predicted model, not a curated record